This is a messenger RNA of Plasmodium cynomolgi strain B, 1155 nucleotides long. RefSeq lists its product as hypothetical. Bases 1 to 1155 code for a protein of 384 amino acids. NCBI's taxonomy places the organism in Eukaryota, Apicomplexa, Aconoidasida, Haemosporida, Plasmodiidae. The record is from RefSeq and is a predicted model, not a curated record. The transcript is spliced from 2 exons.
AUGACGCAGUUUGAAGUGGAUACGACCUCGUUCGAGGGCGACACCGCCGGAAACGACGGCAACGAUAGGAACGAUCAAAACGAUCAAAACGAUCAAAACAACCGCGACGAUCGAAAGGACGGCCCCGGGGAGAGUCGAAGCGGAAGUUGGGGCAGCAUCCGGCAGCGCAACCCCUCCUAUGAUGGCGCAGGCGAAGUGAGACAAAGAAUCGACCACACGGAUAGAAGCGACAGUGCGAAGGGUCACACAGAUGUGCAUGGAAGAGGACCCGUAAAGGAUGUAAAGGUCCUAUGUAUGGCAAACGAGGGGAAGGUUGGCGAAAUGGGAAAAGACGUGCAUGUGUGCGUGAACGGCAGGGUGAUGGAGACAGCGCUUUGCACGAGAGAGGCACAACAGGUGAACAGUCAGGAGAAGCGUGCGCAGAGGAGGGACCAAGCUGUGGAGUUUUCAAAUGCAAGAGGCGAAGCUGUGGAAUGUUCAAAUGCGGGAGACUCAUCUGAGUUGUGUGAGCAUGGGGAGGAGAAGGGGGAGAAGGAGAAAACGAAAAAAACGGAGAAGGCGGAGAAAACGGAGAAGGCGGAAAAAACGGAAAAAACGGAGAACAUCUUGCUGAGUCUGCUGAGGAUGAAGGACCUAGUCGCGGAGCACACUCUACGGAAGCGAAAGAGUGAAAAAUGGAAGAUGGACCAAAUGAAGCAAGCCAAACGUUAUUUGGGACAAAAAAUGGAAGCAAACAAAAAGGAGGAAUUCACAGGGAUGAUCCUCCCAUGUGCCUCAGAAUAUAAAGCGUAUUGCCACUUGCUUCAUUUAGGGUUAAUACUUAUUCACGUGAACGUAGCUAGUGGAGUCAUGAUCCAUACGUUCAAAUGCAUGUGUCAUGCUGAGUGUGUUGGGGAGGCAUAUAUACUCACAGGGAAGAAAUCGAUAGACAGCGAAAUAUUGAUUAAGGGUCCCAUGUGUAUAGGAAAGAAGGAACCCAUCGUGCAACAGUGUACUCUCUGCACGGAACAGAGCCAUUGCCAUGGGAUACAAAUACUUCAACUCGAGUACAAGUGCAAGGAGAUAUGUAAGAAAUUUUAUUUGCAGCAUGAAAAAGAGAUGCAUCAGUCGAUUAAGAGUCGUAAAUUACAAAGGCACGAAGAAUACAUGGAUUGA